GAAAAACCAUGUUGGAGGCUGUGUUUUUGUGAAUCAGAGGAGACGGGACAGCGAUGACCAUGUCAGCCCUCAACUGGAAGCCGUUUGUAUACGGGGGACUGGCCUCCAUCACGGCGGAGUGUGGUACGUUUCCGAUUGAUUUAACCAAGACCCGGCUGCAGAUUCAAGGGCAGAAGCACGAUGCCCAGUUCACGGAGAUUCGGUACCGAGGCAUGCUGCACGCGCUGCUGCGGAUCGGCCGGGAGGAGGGCCUGAAAGCCUUGUACUCGGGCAUUGCCCCUGCGAUGUUACGCCAGGCUUCCUAUGGCACCAUCAAGAUAGGCACUUACCAGAGCCUGAAGCGAUUGUUUGUCGAGCGCCCGGAAGAUGAAACCCUUCUGGUCAAUGUGGUCUGUGGAGUUCUCUCUGGAGUCAUAUCCUCAGCCAUUGCCAAUCCCACUGAUGUUUUGAAAAUUCGGAUGCAAGCCCAGAGCAGCACCAUUCAAGGAGGAAUGAUCGGCAACUUCAUCAACAUUUACCAGCAGGAGGGAACCAGAGGACUCUGGAAGGUGAGCUCCCAAAAUGCGUUCAGCUGACCUGGUGCUUCUUCCCUUUCUUCCUUCUUUGAAUUUAUUUUUCCUAUUUCCAUCAUUUUAUUUAGUCCCAAUGGAGGCGUGUCCCUCACUGCCCAGAGGGCUGCUAUCGUUGUAGGCGUGGAGCUGCCGGUCUACGACCUCACGAAGAAGCACCUGAUUCUCUCAGGCCUGAUGGGGGACACUGUGUAUACCCACUUCCUCUCGAGCUUCGCCUGCGGUCUGGCGGGCGCCCUGGCCUCCAACCCUGUGGAUGUUGUGAGAACUCGUGCGAUGAACCAGAGAGCCCUCCGUGACGGCAGGUGCUAUGGCUACACGGGUACCCUGGAUUGCCUGCUACAGACAUGGAAGAAUGAAGGUUUUUUUGCCCUAUAUAAAGGGUUUUGGCCAAAUUGGUUGAGACUGGGUCCUUGGAAUAUCAUUUUCUUCGUGACAUAUGAGCAGUUGAAGAAAUUGGAUUUAUGACAAGUCAAGGCUGCUUGAGACACGCCUCUGAAAAUGUUACCUUCCAAACCAGUAAAGCUUCCUGUGAUUCACACCGCUUCUCACUGCUUGGCUCGUCACAGAUUCUGAGGUCUGAGCAUCAGAUGAAGACCAGGUGAGUUCAGACCGCUGUGUGUGGGCGCGGAACAUGCUGCGUCGAAUGUUUAAUGGCAUCAACUUUAGCAUCCAAACGCUAGUCCUUACCAUCAAAGUGCCCUUCAACAUCAAAGAUGACAUGACACGCGUGUUUCUGGCUGAAGAAAACUCGCAAGAAGAUCAGGAACUAUGUACUGUUUUCUUCAGGGGAGCAGAGCACGUGACGCAUCGCUGCUCCCCCGAACCGUGGACUAGAGCCUCCCGGAGGGUGUCAUGUUCCUGAGUUUCCGGGGGGCUUUGGCUUCUUGUCAGCUGAAGCAGUUUCACACGUGGAGACCUGGACCUUGCAACUCCAGGUACACAUAGUGCAGGAAAUAGAUCCCUGGAAUAUUGCACUGCUUUAUAGUUUUCUAUUCUGGCAGGAUCUCUCACUUAUAAUAAGUGAUUUUAAGCCUUUGCAGACUUGACCUUUGUGAGGACUUGUUACAAAAUAUUAAUGUCUGAACUCAAGACCUGUGAUGUGUUGGCUGUGAGGGAGGCAAGGUCGUGUGGGUGGGAGGCUCUGUCUGUAGGUCAUUCAGCAACUUGCUCUGUGAUUUUUCCCAACGUUUACUUCCCAGUCUGUCAGAGGAGACAGUAACGUCUGUUGAUGUUGAGGAUCAAAUGAAGGAAAUAGUUGCAACUGCUGACUCUUAGGAUUAGUGUGUUCACAUCCUACAGCUGUAAUCCCACAGUAAACGGUCUGAGUAUAUGGAAGAGAGGCAUUUGGUCAUGGGCUGGUCCUUGUCAUUCGGAGGCUAGCCCUUUGUGAACGAUCCUGGGAAAGAAAAGUUUCAUUAUGUUCAUUAGCAAGGUUUUUCCAGAUUUCCCGGUUUUUACUUUAGUCUGGUCAUGUUUGUUAAAAUACUUCCUGUUUCAGACUUCCUAAUUGACUUGGAUGGAAAAUACUUGCUUGUAAUUUUAGAAACUAUUUCUUUAAUAUUGCACUUGUUUAUCUAGUUUCUCAUAAGAGGUUUAUCGUAACUUCCUCCUUUUCUUCUAAAGACAAAAGAAAUCAUUCUCCCUCUUGUUUCUUGUCUUCAUCUUAUUCUUUCCAAAAUAAAAAGUGGCUCUGAGAGCCCCAAGAACUUCACACUUGUAGAAGACAGCCCCGGGAAACGCAAUGUAUGUCCUUUAGUACCUCCGGUUGUACCCUGGGGGAGUAUUAAAUACAUACUGUGUCCUCUAAGGUGACCCUUCUGCAGGGGUUGCCUGACAGAUUCCCACCGUGGCCCCUGGGCAGCUUCUUCCCUGAAGCUGCAAGAACGCAGGGUUUCCUUGGGGACUUGGCAGCUUUCCUCCCCAUCAGUCUCUUCUUUCAUUUUGCCUUCCUUAUGAAUGAUGAAUUUGAAAUAAGUUUUGUCAAGCAGAAUUUUAUUUCCAAAAGUAAGAGCUAUGACAACUGUCAUUAAAAAGAGAAGGGAAGAAAGAAGGGUGGCGGGUGGCAAGUAGGUGUUAAUUGCUUGCAGAUUAAGAUGAAGGUCUAGAUCUCUGAGCUCGCUUUAGAUGUGACCCUGGAGAGCUGAGCUCAUUGGGGGUCACUCCUGGUACCACCCGCAUCUUUAUACACAGGAGACAUUUUACCAAAACAUCCGUGGAUGUGGUAAAGGCUUCCUGUAGAAAGGCUCUCACUUUUGAGCUCGUUGAGCUGAAAGGAUUCCUUUUAAUGAACCACUCUUUAGUUUUUAAUGUAGAAAACAUUUUAUUUGUUAAGUGUACAUAUGCUUUCUAAGAGUCAGUGUCAUGCAGUAUUCAUUAUAGCGAAUUAUUAAAAUCACGUACAUGUCCAUACCAGAAUGAAAAGGAAUUCAAACCUCACUGUAAAACUUAAGCGUGUUUUGAAGACAACAAUACAAUGUUUCUUCAAUGUAGAUUUAUUAAACACUUUAUAGAACAGGCUCUUAAGUUGUUGGUUUUUCUGCUUUCUGAAAGAGUUAUGCAGUUGACGCUUCUGACCAAGAAAGAACUUAAGGAUUUGGGAGACUUGGUCCCCUUGUUUUCCGGGAUGUGGCUGUAACUGCCCCCGCCCCCUUGGAUAUUGCUCAAAUGUGCCCAAAGGAUUUGUAGCUUUUAUAACCAAAAUGAAAAAAGUGGAUUGUUUUUGUUGGCUUGUGGAUUUGUGUAAUCACUGAUGCUAAAUGUUGCUGAUGCGAUAGAAAAAAAUGUGGCUUGUUCUCCAUGUUUGUUCUUGCCCUGAAAUAGUAUAUAUUAUAUAAAGAUUAUAAAGUUUUCAUACGCCUUUAUAUUUCAAGCUCUUUAUUUAAACAUUGUUGGAGUAGGAGGCAUCAACCUUGUGUCAUUAUUUAAUAAACUGGAGUAAU
Molecule: messenger RNA, 3511 nt
Organism: Rhinolophus ferrumequinum (greater horseshoe bat)
Lineage: Eukaryota; Metazoa; Chordata; Mammalia; Chiroptera; Rhinolophidae
Gene: SLC25A30
Product: solute carrier family 25 member 30
Exons: 9
Biological process (GO): transmembrane transport
Source: RefSeq, a predicted model, not a curated record